AUGAGCCUAAGACCUUCGGUGAGGCAAAUUGUGAUCUAUUGUGGCGUGAGGCUAUAUCUGAGGAACUACAGGCUCUUGAGAAGACUGGGACUUAGGAUAUCGUUGAUCUACUACCUAGCAAGAAAUCUAUUAAUUGCAAAUGAGUUAGAUUUAAAGAAUGUUUUUCUUAAUGGAGAUCUUUCUGAGAAUGUUUAUAUGAGUCAACCGUCGGGUUUAGACAUUUCGGGAAAGAGUGACAACGGAGAUAUUAUCGAUUGUGUUAAUAUCUACAAACAAAUCAGUUUCGACAAUCCAUCGAUUAAAAGAUCGCAACUCAAUCUUAACUUGGAGAAGCAGAGGAAAAGGGAUAACUCUUUCCCCAAGAAUAAGCUUGUCCAGGGCUGGCAUAGAAAUGGAGAAUGCCCAUUUCAAACAGUCCCUAUUCUAAGACCCCUUAGACGUCAAACUUCCUCGUUUCAGCCACUUCUAGCCAGCAAGAGUGUUGACAUUACGAAACGUGAGCAUGCAGUGGUAUGGAAUCAACAAGGAGCAUACUAUGGAGCUUCUGCAAAAUUCAGUGUUUGGAAUCCUCGAACUGAGGAGAAUGAUUUCAGCUUAACGCAACUUUGGCUUGUAGAUGAGGUUCACUCAUCGAAAUUAAACUCCAUUGAAGCGGGUUGGACAGUCCAUCCCAACUUAUUUGGAGACAAUAAAACAAGGUUUUUCAUAUAUUGGACAACAGAUUACUAUAACAAAACAGGAUGUUAUAAUCUCGAAUGCUCUGGCUUCGUGCAAACAAGCCGAACUUUUGCCCUCGGCUCGUCCCUAUCAUUACCGAUUUCCAAAUAUGACAAGAAAUCAAGCGAGUUAAAAGCUUCUGUCUUUAAGAACAAGGAAUCAGGAGACUGGUUGCUGGAAUUGGACAAUGAAGUGAUAGGAUACUGGCCAUACGAACUUUUCGACGGUUUAAAUGCGAGCGCCAGUCGAAUUUCAUGGGGCGGAGAAGUCUAUAAAUCAAACAGUUCAAGUAAACGACACACGACUACUCAGAUGGGCAGCGGACACUUUCCCAAAGAAGGUUACUUAAGAGCUAGUCAUAUCCGCAAUCUUCUAGUCAUGAAUGAGUUAAACAAAUGGACAAGUCCUGGUUGGACGUCUCUUACAAAAGUUAUAACAAAGCCUCAAUGUUAUAGCUUAAAGAUUCCAAAUACUUUACAAAGGAAAUUGGGUUGGGGAGUUCAUGUUUACUAUGGAGGUCCUGGAUUCUCUCCACAAUGUCCAUAA
Messenger RNA from Impatiens glandulifera, 1263 nucleotides. RefSeq lists its product as uncharacterized. NCBI's taxonomy places the organism in Eukaryota, Viridiplantae, Streptophyta, Magnoliopsida, Ericales, Balsaminaceae. The transcript is spliced from 7 exons. Bases 1 to 1263 code for a protein of 420 amino acids. The record is from RefSeq and is a predicted model, not a curated record.